AUGGAAAGGCCAUUAAAAAUUACGGGAUCUGCUACUCAGCCACUGCGCGCUAGAUUCAUUUUACUUUUUUCUAAAACAAGGGAAUUAAAUUUUGACAUGGAAGAUACUUUAUUUAGCAAUGUAGUAGGAUUUAUUUUGGUUGCAGUUUGCUGGGGGUUUACAAAUCCAUUCAUGAAAAAGGGGAGUGCUGGAUUAGAGAACAUCAAACAAGAAACAUGGUUGAGACAAACGCUUGCUGAAAUUUGGUUUCUUGUGACCAGAUGGCAGUACAUUGUACCCUUGAUAUUGAAUUUGAGUGGAUCUGUUGUAUACUAUUAUACUCUUGGUCAAGCAGACUUGUCGCUAGCUGUUCCGAUAACAAACUCUCUAACCUUUAUAUUUACCACGCUAGCAGCUGCAUUACUGGGAGAAGACGUUGGCGACAAAGGUG
Molecule: messenger RNA, 430 nt
Organism: Paraglomus brasilianum
Lineage: Eukaryota; Fungi; Glomeromycota; Glomeromycetes; Paraglomerales; Paraglomeraceae
Source: the annotation of a GenBank genome assembly